Molecule: messenger RNA, 3578 nt
Organism: Callorhinchus milii (elephant shark)
Lineage: Eukaryota; Metazoa; Chordata; Chondrichthyes; Chimaeriformes; Callorhinchidae
Gene: pde4a
Product: phosphodiesterase 4A, cAMP-specific
Exons: 15
Coding region: 229-2418 (729 amino acids)
Biological process (GO): signal transduction
Cellular component (GO): nucleus; cytosol; perinuclear region of cytoplasm
Molecular function (GO): 3',5'-cyclic-AMP phosphodiesterase activity
Source: RefSeq, a predicted model, not a curated record
CACCCUCACUGAUUCUUGCCCAGAGCUCCAGCCCCCUCACUGACCCCUCCUCAUAGACUCUCCCCCACCCCUCACUGCCCUCCUCCCUUCACUGAUCCAACCUAGGGCUGCAUUUGGAACUUCCUUGUGGCUGCAGCUGCAGCAAGUGCUCUGGCCAAUUGGUUCCAGCCGGGGUCUAUCUGUCUCCUUCUGAGUGACUGCCUUAGGUCUAGACAUUCUCCAAGAACCAUGGAAGUUCCUCGGUGCUCAAAGAAGAGCUUGUCUCUAACCCUGCCUCUUCCUGUUCCCCGAGAGGGACAGGCAACCCUGAAACCACCCCAGCACCUCUGGAGGCAGCCCCGGACUCCCAUCAAGAUCAAACACCGAGGCUACUCGGACACGGACCGCCAUGUUCACCGGCAAAUGGAGAGGUCUAAUGCCGUGGACACGAGCGACCGACCCGGGCUGAAGAAAUCCCGGAUGUCUUGGCCCUCCUCGCUGCAGGGAUCGAUCAGGCGUUUUGAUGUGGAGAAUGGCCCGUCCCCAGUCCGGGACUCACAGGCCAGUCCGGGGCUGGUGCUGCACCCAAGCUUCCCCCAGAGCCAGCGACGAGAGUCCUUCCUGUACCGGUCCGACAGCGACUACGACAUGUCACCCAAAACCAUGUCUCGCAACUCCUCCAUCACCAGCGAUGUGCAUGCUGAGGAUCUCAUUGUCACGCCUUUUGCUCAGAUAUUGGCAAGUUUACGCAGCGUUCGGAAUAAUUUCACCGUCCUCGCCAACACCCAAGGAACCCCCAACAAAAGAUCUCCGGUCGUGCCACAGCCCCCUGUCUGCACGCUUUCAGAUGAAACCUACCAACAGCUGGCGAAGGAGACGUUGGAGGAGCUGGACUGGUGUCUGGACCAGCUGGAGACCAUCCAAACCUACCGCUCGGUUAGCGAGAUGGCUUCAAACAAGUUCAAGAGGAUGCUGAAUCGGGAGCUCAGUCACCUCUCGGAAAUGAGUCGCUCAGGAAAUCAAGUCUCGGAGUACAUCUCCAGCACCUUCCUAGACAAACAGAACGAGGUGGAGAUCCCGCCGCCCACACAGAAGGAGCGGGAGAAGAAGAAGAAGCAGCCGAUGUGCCAGAUCAGUGGAGUGAAGAAUCUCACCCACAGCUCCAGCCUGACCAGCUCUGGCCUCUCCAACUCCAGCCUCCCCAAGCUUGGCGUCAAAACCGAGCAGGAGGAACUGCUCGCCAAGGAACUGAACGACUUGAAUAAGUGGGGCCUUAACAUUUUCCGGGUGGCGGAGUGUUCCAACAACAGGCCACUGAGCACCACAAUGUAUGCCAUAUUCCAGGAGCGAGAGCUGAUGAAGACGUUCCAGAUCCCGUUGGACACCUUCCUGACCUACACCAUGACACUGGAGGAUCACUAUCACGCAGACGUGGCCUAUCACAACAGCCUGCACGCCGCGGACGUCACUCAGUCCACACACGUGCUGCUCUCCACACCCGCACUGGACGCUGUUUUCACGGAUCUGGAAAUCCUCGCUGCUGUUUUUGCUGCUGCCAUUCAUGACGUCGAUCACCCAGGCGUUUCCAAUCAGUUCCUGAUUAACACGAACUCGGAGCUGGCCCUGAUGUACAAUGACGAGUCGGUGCUGGAGAAUCAUCACUUGGCCGUGGGCUUCAAACUGUUGCAGGAGGAAAACUGUGACAUCUUCCAGAGCCUGAGCAAGCGGCAGCGGCAGAUGCUGCGCAAGAUGGUGAUCGAAAUGGUCCUGGCCACAGACAUGUCCAAGCACAUGACAUUGCUGGCCGACCUGAAGACAAUGGUGGAGACGAAGAAAGUGACGAGCUCGGGGGUGCUGCUGCUUGACAACUACACAGACCGCAUCCAGGUGAUGAGGAACAUGGUGCACUGUGCGGACCUGAGUAACCCCACCAAACCCCUGGAGCUGUACCGGCAGUGGACUGAUCGCAUCCUCGAGGAGUUCUUCCGUCAGGGAGACCGGGAGCGGGAGCGAGGGAUGGAGAUCAGCCCCAUGUGUGACAAGCACACGGCCUCGGUGGAAAAGUCCCAGGUGGGCUUCAUCGAUUACAUUGUGCACCCGCUGUGGGAGACUUGGGCUGACCUGGUGCACCCGGACGCUCAGGACAUCCUCGACACUCUGGAGGACAACAGGGACUGGUACCAGAGCAUGCUCCCGCAGAGCCCCUCGCCCCCGGCUGAGGACCUGGACAAGAGCGAGCAGGCCUGCGUGGACAAGUUCCAGUUUGAGCUGACCCUGGAGGAGGACUCUGACCGAGAAAGAAAUGCAGAGGGCGAGGAGGGGGAGGAGGAAGGUGACAGUCAGCACUGCGCAGAGGAGAUGAUGUACACCCCAGAGGGUCCGAGCGAUGACGGACAUUCGGACUUGACAGCCGAGGACACCUCUUCCGUCGAGUCGUAAGAAAACGAAGCCCAGUUAGUGGGGUGAAAAGGGGAAAGGCCCCAGAGGCUGGUAAAGAACACACACAAACUACUAUCCAAGGUCGUUUGUCUUUUAAGGGAGACGGAAGAUGCAACUGAAGCCGGGAUGUGUGCUCACCCUGUGAGCUCUCUGGUGCUGGGAGACAGGUCGUGCACUCAGGAAUAUUUUGUGGGAAGUGAAAGUCCGGGAGAUUAAAGCCAUUUUGUCCUGUUCUGAACUCUCGCUGGGGGAGAGGGGAUGUGGGGGGUGGGGGGGAAUUGGUUGUGGGUGAAGACACACUGCUCAUCUCCACCGCUCUUCCUGCCUGGCUUUACCCCAAUCCCCCUCCCCUCCCCUCCCUUCUUCCCGCCUUUUCUCCGACGAAAGACAUGGCAGGAGCCGAAUUCUCCCUCAGUGAAUGGAAUCUGCUCUCUGCUCUUCCUCGAGUUUGAACGGUGUGACUGCGUGCCUUUUUCUAGCAACCACCUACAACCGAUGUGUUUGUAGUGAGUAAGCAAUGAUUUUGUUUUUUAUUUGGAGAAAGUUAUUUUACGCACUGGAUUUUACUCCUAAUUUAUUCCACACGGCUCUGCCUGGGAGCCUGACCCGCUGGUCUCAGCCGAGCCGAAGAGAAACACUAACGCAGCUAGCUGUUACCAGCCAAGCCAAGUCUUCCUCCAACCUUCUUUUUUGCACAAUACGGGAAAAAUCUCUUUAGGAUGUUUUUAAUAAUUUAUGUCGGUCACAGGCUCGCUCGCUGUCUCUCCGAGGACUGUAACCCAGAAACGGUUGCGUUUAUUUGACUUUCUGCAUUUGUUGUUGUUGGUGCCACUGCCCUCAGUCUCUGCCCGAACCCCCCACCACCCACCUUCUGUCCGCUCUCUGUUCAGAACCCCCAGUGGUAGUCAGUCAGUGGUUACUUCCUCACUGAGACACAGUGCCAUAUUUAUCUUCCUAUAUAUACAUGCCCUAUAAACACAGGAAGAGGCCAUUCAGCCCCUGGGAUCUGUGCCGCUACCCCACAUGUUGCCUCCAUUCCCAGCUCUCUGCCCUGAAUGAUUUCAGUGCUCAGCUUUCACCCGCAAAAUCCGCAAGUCGAUUCGCUUUCCAGUAUACUCUGUGAAGCGCUUUGAGAUGUCUCGAAGACGCAAUAAGUCGCU